This is a messenger RNA of Phycomyces blakesleeanus NRRL 1555(-), 1390 nucleotides long. RefSeq lists its product as hypothetical. Gene Ontology annotation, biological process: heme biosynthetic process. Lineage: Eukaryota; Fungi; Mucoromycota; Mucoromycetes; Mucorales; Phycomycetaceae. Bases 197 to 1390 code for a protein of 397 amino acids. Gene Ontology annotation, molecular function: protoporphyrin ferrochelatase activity. The record is from RefSeq and is a predicted model, not a curated record. The transcript is spliced from 7 exons.
GAGAGAUAUUAAUGUACACCAUAAGAAGAAAAGAAAGAAACAAAGUCAAAAGAGAAAGAGAGAGAAAGAAAAACAAUAAUAUAAGGCGCAAAAUACUUCAAAUUGAUAGCUCUCUAUCAUUCUGGUCAAAGAUAGAAAACCCUCCUUUCUCUCUCUAUAGCUAUUUUAUUAUUAAAUAUAACCAAUCUUUACAACUAUGGCUUCUUUGACACUUGCCCUCCGACGUACAGCUCCCCAAUUGCGUACUCAAUCUUUUAGAAAUGCUUCGUCCUCAAUGUUUAUGCGUGCCAUUACUACAGAAACCACAAAAAAACCUCCCACUGCUAUUCUGAUGACAAACAUGGGUGGACCUGAGAAACUCGAUGACGUUCAUGAUUUUUUAUUGAAUCUCUUCUCCGAUCGUGACCUUAUGCAGUUGCCAUUGCAAUCGCUGACGUCGAAAUGGAUUGCCAAGAGAAGAUCUCCAAGUAUUCGUGAGCAGUACGCACAAAUUGGCGGAGGAUCUCCAAUUUUGAAAUGGACUCGAAAACAAGGCGAGGUUAUGGAGAAAAUUUUGGAUGAAAUAUCCCCAGAAACAGCUCCUCAUAAGCAUUAUAUUGCUUUUCGAUAUGUGACUCCUUCAACUGAUGCGGCUCUGGAAGCUAUGAAGAAAGACAAUGUCAAAAGAGCCGUCGUUUUCACUCAAUACCCUCAAUACUCAUGCUCUACCACUGGUAGUAGUUUAAACGAGCUUCACCAUGGUAUUAAGGCUGCAGGAAUGGAAGAUUCAGUUGACUGGAGUAUUAUCGAUCGAUGGAAUACCCAUCCUGGUUUCAUUGAGGCUACAGCCAGUUUAAUUGAGAAAAAAUUGAAAGAAUACACACCAGAGGAGCGUAAAGAUGCUGUCAUUCUAUUCUCAGCUCACUCUUUGCCUAUGUCCGUUGUAAAUCGUGGUGAUACUUACCCCGCGGAAGUGGGAGCUAGCGUACAGCAUGUCAUGAAGCGUCUUGAAGGAAAGUACCCUCACCGUCUGGUGUGGCAAUCACAAGUAGGACCCUCUGCUUGGUUGGGACCACAGACAUCGGAUGCAAUUGAAGGCUACGGAAAGCAGGGCAAAAAGAAUCUUGUGUUGGUACCUAUUGCAUUUACAAGCGACCACAUUGAGACAUUGUUCGAAUUGGAUCUGGAAUAUGGAGAACUUGCAGAAAAGUCUGGCGUUACUGGAUUCAAGCGAGUAGAAGCAUUGAAUGGAAAUGAAAUCUUCACAAGAGCGCUUGCAGAUAUCGUAAAAGAACAUUUGGAUUCCAAGCAAUUGGUAUCUCGCCAAUGGUAUUUGCGUUGCCCUGGCUGUACUUCAGAAAAAUGCAAGGAUACUCGCGAAUAUUUCGCCAGCAAGGAUUCAACACAAUAG